AGCGCGGCCGCGCGCCACUCGCGCGCCGGAGCCCGCCACAGAGCCACGAUCGAACGACCGACGCCUGCACCGGGUGUCGUAUUACCGCCUCUAAAUAUAUCUCGCGAGCGCGAUCGCCUAUUUGGAAACGGACGCGGGCCGUGUUUUGAACCAGUGAUUGACAGUGUCGAGUGAAGAAUCUCCCCGAUCGACGAGAUCCCCGGCGACAUGGCACAGUUAAUAACUGUGCGGCUGAACAAGUCCGAUCAGCAGCCGCUGGGCUUCCGGCUGCAAGGCGGCAAGGAUUUCGGCACGCCUCUCGUCGUACAAAAGGUUAACGGCGGCGGCGCGGCCGAGCGCGCGGGCCUGCAGGCGGGCGACGCGCUCAUCCGCGUCAACAACACAGACGUGUACACGCUGCGCCACCAGGAGGCGCAGGACACCAUCCGCGCGGCCGGCCCCACGCUCGAACUUACUGUGCAGAGAGGUGGCGGCACUUGGCGGCCGGCGGUGACGCCCACGGGCAGCCUGCCGCGGCCGGGCUCCAAGCCCCUCGGCGGGAGCCCCGUGCCCGUCACGAACACCUCCCUGAAGGCGACGCCGCAGCCCACACGCGCUUUCGGUUCCGGACACAACAGCGUUGCAAAACCUUUUGGAUACAUGAACGGCAGUGACAGUGUGAAGAGCAUCGUCAACAAGCAGUACAACACGCCCGUCAACAUGUACAGCGACAAGACCAUCGCCGAGACGCUCUCCGCGCAAACAGAGGUCUUGGCCGGAGGCGUUCUCGGAGUUAACUUUAAGAAGAAUGAGAAAACUUAUGAUGCAGAGAAGAGUGCCGUCUUCAAGGUGCUACAAGAGGCAGAAAAUGACCCAGAGCCAGAACCGACCACUUUUUUAUCGCGGGCUCGUGUGGCACGCACCGGCUCGCCGAGCGUGGCGCUGCGCGCGCAGGCCGCGGCGCGCUCGGCUCGCGAGCGCCUGCCGCCGCGCCCCGCGUCGGCGAGCCUCGCUCCGGGCGCCCCGCACCGGCCCAGCAUCCCCGUGGGCAGCCACCGCGUGCUGUCGGACGGCCGCGUGGCCCUGGGCGCGCCCGCCCCCGCGCCGCCGCAGCUCGCCGUCUCGCCGCCGCCCACCACCGACACGCCCUAUUGCUCCGAGUGUAACCGCAACAUCGAUGGCGUGUUCGUGCGCAUCAAGGACAAGAACCUGCACGUGGAGUGCUUCAAGUGCGCGACGUGCGGCUCGUCGCUGAAGAACCAGGGCUACUACAACAUCAACGGCAAGCUGUACUGCGACAUCCACGCCAAGCUGGUGGCGCGCCAGAACCCGCCCGCGCCCAACCUCGAGCCCGUCACAGUGUCCCCCGGUGGUCGAAUUCCCACCAACGCCUACUCGACUCCUUUGCCGCCGCUGUCUACGAACAACUACACAAACGGCUCCUCUUCAAUGUUCAGCCCGUCAAGCAACCUGUCAGGGCCUAAACCAUUCGGCUCGUCCAUCGGCUCGGCGUACUCGCCCGCCUCGCUAUCGCCACGCUCGGCGCCGCUGUCGCCCGCGCGCCCGCUCGCCGCGCCCGCCGCGCCCUCGCCCGCCAUCCCGGCGGCUACCCCCUUCGCACCCAAGAACCCAGUUUCAGUUUUUAAAGACAACAAUACAAAAAGCAUUGUGUGGCCCCCACCGUUUCCUCCAGAAGACGAACCACAAACAGAAAUUAACCCAAGUAAAAUUCAAAAACUACCUUGUAGCGACAUUACUUCUUCGGUUCAAGAGGCACAAAUAGUGAUACCAGAUAGUAAUUUAAAUUCUCGUACAACCGAAACAAACUUACAAACAAAAUCUGCAGAACAGAAUAGUUCUUCAUCUCAGCAAAAAUCGGAAUACUCUUCAAAUACUACAUAUGAAACUGCUAUCACUUCGUCAUCAACUUCUAAAUCAGAAUCGAUAGUGCAAAGUCAGCAAUCUCAAUCAAUUAAAGAAUUAUCUUCCUGUACUGUUCAAUCGUUUUCUCAAGCAGCUUCAUCUCAUGAAAGUCAAAGUUUUUCUAUUUAUGAAACACAGGAAGCCUCUGAACUAAAUAAUAACAGGCUCUUAUGCGAGGUUAAUACUGUAGAAAAGUCCACAAAACCAAAGGCAAAAGAAAAUCAAACUUCAGAUAAAAGUAUAAGUAACGCCAAAGACAUUAAUUCAGGUGUAAAAGAAAUCGUUGAGGACAUAGAGUCAAAAUAUCAAACGAAUACAGCAGUAUCGACCCUAGAUAGGAAUACUAUUUCGAAGCAUAAUUAUAGCGUUAGUCUAGGUGAAGAUACAACGAAAAAACGUGAAAUUUCAGAUUUAACUGAAACAAAUGUGAACGCAUUUUUAGAUUUCCAUAAAGAUACACCUGCAGCGUUACAAACAGAAAGCCCGCAAAGCGAUAUGGCGAUGAAACAAUCACAUAAUAUAUUUAAGCAGGAACCGAAACCGCUUCCUUUACCGCCGAGUAACCGUCAAAAUAAACAGCGUUCUCUGCCAUCGCAAACGACGCCACAAAAACCACAAAAUAAAAGUGUUAAUGCUAAAACCACUCCUCAAACCAAUUCAUCUACAUCAAGCCAAAUGAAAAAUUCUAAUAUUGUAAGGGGAUCUUUGUUAGAGGCUCUAACAAUAGCUCCUGAUCGACCCUUUAGUCCAUUAGCUUUCAAUAUACCAAAUCAGCAUCUUUCAUCGUCAUCAACAAGUCAAAACCAAUCAAUACCAUCUGACAAUAUAUUUUCACCGGCAAUGCACACAAAUAGUGAUUUUACUAUAAACGAACCUAGUCCGAAAUCCAGUGAACUUUCGACUAUGCAAAAAACAGGAUUGUUGCAAACUUCUUCUGGAUUAUCGGCAUUUAAGCCAGUCAGUAAACAAACAUUUCCACCACCGUCACCUUCAGAAUUUUCUGCAAUGAUAGAUGGCUCUCAAAUUAAUAAAGAGAUGAAUCAAUUUUCUCAUAUGCAACAAGAGUCUUUAUCAUCACAAACGAAAUUUACACAAAAUGUUGCUGUUUCUGCUAGCAGUGCAUCCACUACUCAAGGGUUUUCAACAAUAAAUACCGCAGAGAACUAUUUGCAACAAUCAAAUAAACAAGAAUCAUCGACAUUUGCAAUAACAAAAUCUGGUUUUCAUAGGCCUGAAAUAGUCCCACCAUAUCAACAGAAAAUUGAACCACAGCUGCCAUUUCGUAGCGGACCUAACCCGGCUAUGCAGCAAACACCUGUUGCUCCUAUACCAGUGAAUCCUCAAAAACGCCAAAAUAUACCUGAACAAAACAAGUUAAAAAAUAAAGAACCUUCCAGUUUAAUGACGUUUCAGCCUGUUGUUGACGAAACUAUGCAAAGAAUUUCACCCGUACGCAGCCGUCCAACGACUCCAAGUUUAAUUAAUAAACCUGCACCUAUUAUUCCUCCGUAUCAGAUGAAUUUAGUUACAAUGGAACACGCAGCGCCUGAAAGUCGCAUGUACUCACCAGCAAGAGAAGAACCUGGCCAAUCUUUAUCAUCUAAAGGAACAUGUCGUUCACCAUUUAAUCCACUAAAAGCACAAGCUCCUCGAAUUAAAGAGAAUUCUAUCCAAUAUCCUAACUUGAACCAAGGCGAAAUUCAAAAUCAACCACCAAUUGUAAGAGAACAAAGAGAGUCCAAUGUAGGAUAUCAAAGUCAAAGUUACAACAAAGGAGAUAUGAAAAUUAAAGAAGAUAGUAUGUUUAAUCAAAACUAUGGUCAGAGACAACAAGAAUCUCAGAAUGUGUCUGAAUAUGGCAAUACAACUGUACAAACCACGAGAAAAACUUACGAAGAGUUUGAGAGAGCACAAUCCGCUAAAGUGAUAGAAAUACAAAAAGGUGGUUCUCGGUCUUCUGGUUCAUAUCAGCAAGUUGAAUCAAAUAGCCUACCCUCGUCUAAUAUGUCCAUCAAACAGGUUUUCCCUCCUACCGUUUCAAAUUUGAUACCAUCCCAACCGAACUUGUCAUUUAAUACUACUAACGAAAAUGUUAUCACCGCUAGUAAACAAGCUGAAUUUUAUCAACCGACUCCUUUGAUAUCUGGUGCUAACCAAGGUCCAGUGUGUGAUCCUACCCCAUCAACAGGUUCCAGUGUAGGAGCUGCCACUCGCGGCAAAACCUUUGGUGUUUCAUCAGCCCCUAAACGAGGAAGAGGAGUCUUAAACAAAGCUGCUCUACCCGGAUCACGCGUACCUCUUUGUGGUUCUUGCAAUGGCAACAUUAGGGGGCCGUUUAUAACUGCGUUGGGUCGGAUUUGGUGCCCCGAGCAUUUCAUAUGUGUGAACGCAACAUGCCGACGACAGUUACAAGACAUUGGAUUUGUGGAAGAAAAUGGACAACUAUAUUGCGAAUAUUGCUUUGAGCAAUAUAUCGCUCCUGCUUGUGACAAAUGCCAUGCGAAGAUUAAAGGAGAUUGCUUGAACGCCAUCGGCAAACACUUCCACCCAGAAUGUUUCAGCUGCGUGUAUUGUGGGAAAUUAUUCGGAAACAAUCCGUUCUUCUUAGAAGAUGGAUUGCCAUAUUGUGAAGCAGACUGGAACGAGUUAUUCACGACAAAAUGUUUCGCAUGCGGGUUCCCCGUGGAGGCGGGCGACAGGUGGGUCGAGGCGCUCAACAAUAACUACCACAGUCAGUGCUUCAACUGCACGGUGUGCAAAAAGAAUCUCGAAGGACAGAGUUUCUUCGCCAAGGGAGGACGACCUUUCUGCAAGUUACACGCCCGCUAGGACUCCUGAGCCAUUAAUGUAUAACUCUGAUACUGUUUACUCAAUUACUACUUUCCGUCCCGUCUCUACCUCGCCGCAUUCGAUUCCAGCAACUGAUACUCCCGUGCCACAGCGCACGAGGAAAUUAGAAACGCCACUCCACUUCG
Maniola jurtina (meadow brown) is the source of this 4877-nucleotide messenger RNA. It is a transcript of the gene Zasp52, whose product is annotated as PDZ and LIM domain protein Zasp. Gene Ontology annotation, cellular component: filamentous actin; stress fiber; Z disc. Gene Ontology annotation, biological process: heart development; muscle structure development; actin cytoskeleton organization. Lineage: Eukaryota; Metazoa; Arthropoda; Insecta; Lepidoptera; Nymphalidae. The transcript has 16 exons. The record is from RefSeq and is a predicted model, not a curated record. Gene Ontology annotation, molecular function: muscle alpha-actinin binding; actin binding. Bases 208 to 4731 code for a protein of 1507 amino acids.